UCCGGGCUAAAUCCAGCCAAUGAAAAGUGUUUAAAGCAUAGCGGCAUAUUACGGCCAUCUUCGACGCGUCGGCGCAUAUCUUGCCAGCCUUUCUCAUUGUCGUUCGGCGGUCAGAAAGCUUUUCUUCAUCCAUUGAAGGUUUUCGCUUGCUCGCUCUCUCUCUCUCUCUCUCUUAGCGCGUUUUCGUCGAGUGUCGUCGUUGUUUCACGUACCCGAAGUAGUGCAAUCGGAGAUUCGAUAUUAAUUUUUUUUAAAAACGUCGAUUAUUUGAUAUUUUCUUGCGUCUCCAAAACACCAACGAACAUUCAACCGGCAAACGUUCCUCAUUGGAAAUGGGGAAAGAGAAAAUACAUAUCAACAUCGUGGUAAUUGGUCACGUUGAUUCGGGUAAAUCAACGACGACAGGACAUCUCAUUUACAAAUGUGGGGGCAUAGACAAGCGCACAAUAGAGAAAUUCGAGAAAGAGGCUCAGGAAAUGGGGAAAGGCUCAUUUAAAUACGCCUGGGUGCUGGACAAACUGAAAGCCGAGCGAGAACGUGGCAUCACAAUUGAUAUUGCAAUGUGGAAAUUUGAGACGGCGAAAUAUUACAUAACCAUAAUUGACGCACCGGGGCAUCGCGAUUUCAUAAAAAAUAUGAUAACAGGCACGAGUCAAGCUGACUGCGCUGUGCUAAUAGUGGCAGCCGGAAUCGGUGAAUUUGAAGCUGGAAUAUCGAAAAAUGGUCAAACGCGAGAACACGCUCUGCUAGCUUUUACUCUUGGCGUAAAACAGCUCAUUGUCGGUGUCAAUAAAAUGGACAUGACCGAACCGCCCUAUUCGGAAACGCGCUUCGAUGAAAUUAAAAAGGAAGUUUCCUCUUACAUAAAAAAAAUCGGCUACAAUACCUCUUCCGUUGCAUUUGUGCCAAUUUCCGGUUGGCAUGGUGACAACAUGCUCGAACCAUCACCCAAAACGGCUUGGUUCAAGGGUUGGAAAGUUGAAAGAAAAGAUGGAAAUGGUGAAGGCAAAACACUCAUAGAAGCUCUUGACGCCAUUUUACCACCAUCACGGCCAACCGACAAGGCGCUCCGUCUUCCACUUCAGGAUGUUUAUAAAAUUGGUGGAAUCGGCACUGUACCGGUUGGUCGUGUCGAGACCGGCAUUCUUAAACCAGGCAUGCUGGUUACUUUUGCACCAGCCGCUUUGACGACCGAAGUGAAAUCGGUAGAAAUGCAUCACGAAGCUUUGACAGUUGCAAUGCCGGGUGACAACGUUGGUUUCAAUGUGAAAAACAUCUCGGUUAAAGAAUUGCGGCGAGGUUACGUGGCGGGGGAUUCAAAAAAUCAGCCACCUCGUGGAGCUUCCGAUUUCACGGCACAGGUUAUCGUCCUCAAUCAUCCAGGACAAAUAAGUAACGGUUAUACCCCAGUGCUUGAUUGUCAUACCGCUCACAUAGCUUGCAAGUUUGCUGAAAUAAAAGAAAAAUGUGAUCGUCGUACUGGAAAAACGACCGAGGAAAAUCCAAAAAGUAUAAAAAGCGGGGACGCGGCGAUAGUCGUGCUUCAACCUACCAAACCAAUGUGCGUCGAAGCUUUUCAAGAAUUUCCGCCCUUGGGACGCUUCGCUGUUCGCGAUAUGCGUCAGACUGUUGCUGUUGGUGUCAUCAAGAGCGUUAAUUUCAAGGAUGCUCAGGGCAAAGUAACCAAAGCCGCAGAAAAAGCCCAGAAGAAAAAGUAACCAUCAAGCUUCCUCGGAAGUUCGAAGCAGCAAGACACUCGUUCCUCUUGGUUAUUAUCCAAUCGAAUGAACAAAUUUGCAAGAACGAGAACGAGAAUCAUUGCCAUCCCAGUUAACUCGCAUCACUCAAACGCUAAAGGUGGCAUCUCAAUGUGUACCUUACGACCACUCUUGAACUAUCCCGUAGUUUUGAAUCCUCGUAUUUAUCCGAAUCUUCGAAUACAAUUCACUCAUGCUCCGCGUACUCCGUGCAUAUGUUAAAAUUCACGAUAAGUCGCAUAUUGAAUUUGAAUAGAAGGAGAAAUAAAUGAAAAGGCAAAAAACUCUACUUUAUCGAUUGAAUGUCUUUGUAUACGGUUGUUGUAUAAUCAGUAUUAUCCGAGACUACUGCUUUGAGACUACUUUGUUGUUUCUGUCAAAUUGAGAAGGAAGAAUGAAUCGAUGAGAGCAACUUUACAACAGCGUUGAGGCUGAGCAAAACAAGUAAAUCGAAAGCAUGAUUUCUCAUCGCUUAUUAGAAAAAUGGAAAAUUUCGAGGUGGAAUUGAAAUAUUGGAGCGACGACAUUUAUAUCGAGACCAGUAGUCUGAUAACGAUGAAUCGCAUUUCCAUUUAUAAAUCUUGGGAAAUCAACCAAUCUGGAUCACGCCAUCAAUUUUUUACUCGCAUAUUUCGAAACGAUUGAGUUUCAACGAGAAAAUCAAUACCCAAAGCGUAGAAAAAAGACUUUUAGCUUUCUAUGUUGAAAAUUGGUUAACAUUGGAAACAAUAUUUUCCGGACCAGUAGAAAUUGCUAAAAAAAACUAUAGACUCUAGCGAGAUCACCGCUGGUGACAUUUUCUGUGAUUCUUUCCACCCCUUAAACUGUUAAGAUCUCAUAAUAAAUCGUCAAAAUAAAUACUA
Molecule: messenger RNA, 2620 nt
Organism: Venturia canescens
Lineage: Eukaryota; Metazoa; Arthropoda; Insecta; Hymenoptera; Ichneumonidae
Gene: Ef-1a-f1
Product: elongation factor 1-alpha
Exons: 4
Coding region: 333-1718 (461 amino acids)
Biological process (GO): translation; translational elongation
Molecular function (GO): translation elongation factor activity; GTP binding; GTPase activity
Source: RefSeq, a predicted model, not a curated record